AUGCUCGUUCAACUCGACGAAAUCCUCACAGGCUGGACCCCAGACCAGAAGCUAGACUUCAACCAGAUGCCGCUACGCCUCGCCGGUUCAGAGCCCUGCCUCUUCUACUCGCUCCUCGCCAAUGCUGCUAUCAUGAUGCCGCCCGGUCUCAUUUCCCCAACCAUACCACGAUGGCUACAGACUCGCACCGCCGAAUGCCUCAAUCAAGCCUUUUCAGAUCCCAAACGCGCAUACGCCGACGCUACGAUUCUGACAUUGAACAUGGUAGCUCUCUUCGAAGCGCUCAACGGCAAGGCAAAAACAGCUGGUUCCACUCACCAACCUGUACUCCGCCGUAUGGUCAACGAACGCGGUGGACUCGCCCGUAUUGCCAGCAGGGACAACGAAGACUCGAAGAAUAUGGUCAGAUUCUUGGUUUGGACCGACAGGGUCAUUCACAGUCAGACUGGCAACCCCCUGAUGUUUGAAGGCUUUAGGGAGGAUGAGAGUGUGGCUAGGACAAAUUGGGAUGGCAUUUGGGCGAGGAUGGAGAAGAGGGUCGAGGAGAACGAGCCGCAGCCUAUCGAGGAGGUGCCUGAUUGCUGA
Molecule: messenger RNA, 585 nt
Organism: Aureobasidium namibiae CBS 147.97
Lineage: Eukaryota; Fungi; Ascomycota; Dothideomycetes; Dothideales; Saccotheciaceae
Exons: 1
Coding region: 1-585 (194 amino acids)
Source: RefSeq, a predicted model, not a curated record